GCCGAAAUCUUUCAUCUUGACUGAUGAUCGACGUGUGAGCCUCUCGUGACCCAAACUGAUCAACGUCACACGAUCUCUUCUUAGAAUUCAAAUACUAAAAUCGUGAGAUUUGCAGAAAUUGUGAAUGAUGAUCAGUUUAAUCUCCGAGAGGUUCAUGCAACAGAUUAUACGAGUAAAGCUUUGUUUUCUGGUUUAACCACGAGAUCGUAUGAAAAUUGGUUUUGGAUUGAAAUGAUUCCGCAUAAUAUAAUAAAUAUAGAUUUAAAUUACAUGGUUUAAAAAUUUACAUAGUUUAACACAUCGCUACAAAUAAAAGCGGUAGUUUUUCGUGGGCUCUUCGUUAUCAGCACCCAAAGAUUUCAACUCUCACGCAUUUAGAAAAUCUCGAAAGUAGAUAUGUCUAUCAAAUUUAUGGAGAGAUCAUAGAAAUACGAGAUCUGUCCCAAAAGUAUCCGAUCUCCGCGUAUAUCUUUGUCCUUGGGCAUCCUGUUGUGGAAAACAGGCAUUCGGUAUUUAGAGGGGACCUUAAGGAGUAACAACAGCUGUUCAGUCGGCAACGAUACGUAGUUGUGUGAGCGUCGCAUUUCACAAUAAUGACCGAGCGCGUCGAGCAAAGAAUUUGCAUCAAAUUUUGCCACAAACUUGGCUACAAAUGUAACGAUACAAUCCGCAUGAUCCGAAAAGUUUUUGGUGAUGACUCUAUGAGUGAAUCACAAAUAUUCGUUUGGUUUAAACGGUUCAAAGAUGGUCGUGUCUCAGUGGACAAUGAGAGUUCUCGUUUCAGGACGAGAACAGCGGAAAACGUGGAACGUGUGCGAGUCGCGAUCAACGAAAAUCGUCGUUUGACUGCGCGAGAGUUAGUAAAGAACCUUGGGAUCGCAAAAACUAUUCUUUAUCAAAUUUUGGCUGAAGAUCUGGGAAUGAGCCACGUGACUACAAAAUACGUUCCACGAGUGCUAACGCAAGAGCAGAAGGAUUUUCGGGUUGAAGUUGCCGAAGACAUCCUGGAAUCCAUCAAAAAAGAUCCUGAAUUGCUCAAAAGAGUUAUUACUGGCGAUGAAAUGUGGGUUUAUAACUACGACCCUGAAACAGAAGCACGAUCAAAACAAGAGUCUCGACCCGAGACAGCAUGCCAGAGCAGUUGGAGCAACGUGAAGACAAUGCUCACUGUUUUCUUCGACCAAGAAGGUGUUGUACACCACGAAUAUGCUCCGCAAGGUCGCACAAAAAAUAUGAAGUAUUACUUGGCAGUCCUUAAACGAUUGCGUGACGCAGUGAGUAGCAAACGGCCGCUGUGGAAAAGUGGGAACUGGUUGCUGCACCACGAUAAUGCACAGUCAUCUCACCUGAUUCAGGAUUUCUUAACUAAACACGGUAUUGUCCAACUUUGCCAACCCCCGUCCAGUCCGGAUAUAGCCCCGUGUGACUUCUGGUUAUUUUCAAAGUUAAAACAUUCGUUGAAAGACAAACGAUGUGACGAUAUCGAGGAACUAAAACGACAUGCGACGACGGAGCUGUUGGCUAUCGCAACAAACGACUUCGAGAACUGCUUCCUGAAGUGGGUAGACCGCUGGGAGAAGGUCGUCGCUUCGAAAGGAGAGUACUGUGAAAACGACAGUAUUCACAUUACUCUGGAAUAGCUCUUUCUCACAAUAUGCGCGGACUUUUGGGACAGACCUCGUAUACAGAGACAGACUACCGCAACCAAGAGCUCGUUAAAUUAGCUUCGCUUCGAUACGGCGCCUUCAGGAAUGACGCCUGGCUCUGCGUGCUUCGCCUUAAGAUAACGCGCCUACUCCGCAUCCGCAUAUCUGCAUGCACAGCAUACAGCGCGUCUUUGUCGCGGCUUCCGCUUUCUAGCCAAACGCAUAACCGGCUUAAUCAGCCUCGCAUUAUCAACGU
Ooceraea biroi (clonal raider ant) is the source of this 1902-nucleotide messenger RNA. Its product is annotated as protein GVQW3-like. The record is from RefSeq and is a predicted model, not a curated record. Gene Ontology annotation, molecular function: nucleic acid binding. Lineage: Eukaryota; Metazoa; Arthropoda; Insecta; Hymenoptera; Formicidae.